UUUCCUCUGUGGUUAUACAGCUGCUGGUGGCUUUGACCUGUGGCCGACCUGCAGAAGUACACGUGAGAACAGUCAUUAUUAAACGUGCACACAUGAGAGUGUAACUGUACACAUUGUGCAUCAUGAGUUGAUCCCCUUAUGCUUACUUACUAACUCUUUACUUUCCCUUACUACUUAUUGUCUUGUAUUGUGUUUAUGUUUGCAGCACCAUACACCAAAACCAAAUCCUUGUCUAGGUAAACAGACCAGUCAAUAAACUAGGUUCUGAUUCAUAUGGGAGAGGAUUAGGGCCACAUGAGAACAUUUGGGGGAUGAAUUCUGACUUUUUAAUUUUUUUUUACUAAUGGUAGCAUCCCAACAUCUUUCUCAUGUGGCUCUAAUCCUCUUCUGUAGAUUCAUUAUAGGCUACAAGUAAAAGUUGACUUAUAGUUUCAGCUUUCAGAUCAAGAAGUCAGAAAAGAGUCUAACUGCUCCUUUAAGGUCCUACAAAAUGUCCUUUUUGUCCAUGUAAACUCCUCCCUCCUUCUUCUUUGUGCCACGGAUGGGAUCAACCUGUUGUUCCUGAUCCAGGAUCAGUUCACCCAGCCUGUCGGGCAUGAGCGGCUACGGGAUCGCGCUUUGCUAAACUGAUCCAGGGUCAGCGCGUCCCCGCCGCCCGUUCACUGUUCUCCGGCCGCCGCGCACUCUUUUCCCCCUUCACUCCUCUCUCUCCAGGAAGGUUUCCCACGCCUCCGUACUGCAGGCUUAUUUGUGAAGAAGUACAGAAACCAUCGACUUAGAAUCGGGAGGAUUUUAAAAGCUAAUUGGACUCAAGAUGUUGGAAUUAAAUCAAAACAGGGAUCUAUUUUUUUUUGGAGUAAACUGACACACGCAAACUUUUUUCACUUCGAACGAAGUGCGCCGCGGUCGGGUUGAUAAUGCCAGCCGUCCUGGGAGGAUUUUAAUUAUUAUUUACUAUUUUUAAAGCAUUUUAGAGCCUUUCCUGUCAGCGCCCCUCUGUUUAUGGACUAUUUUUUAAAAAUUUUAACCAUUUUGGUGGCUUUCCCUUCAAUCCCGUUUUUGUUUAUGGACUCUUUUCUCGGUUGGAAAACAAGGACUUCCACACCUCAGGAAUUUAACAAGGGAAACACCGAGGCGUCAGUGAACGCCGCUUGUAGCACUGCUUAGCAUGUUAGCAUACGAGCUUAGCACGUUAGCUUGUUUUUAAAGCUAGUUUUGUUGUGAGGAUUUCCACACCUCAGGAAUUUAACAGGAGAAGAUCCGAGGCGUCAGUGAACGCCGCAUGUAGCAUUGAUUAGCAUUAUAGCUUAGCAUGUUUUUUUGUCACAAUAACACUAAAGUAAGCUGCCUGAAAUAGGUGUAACGUGACCCGGAUGUUCUGUUAAAGUUCCUCAAGUGUUAUACGUGUUUAUUUAUUUCCAAAUUAAGUGUAAAGUCCGUGUUAGUGGACAGUUAGAUGUUAGCAUGUUAGCAGCUAAUGUUAACAUGUUAGCUUCAGACGGAGAUCUGGGAGCCAACGAUGAGCUGAUUGCGUUCAAAGACGAAGGAGAACAGGAGGAAAAGAGAAAUGUUUCCUCAGAGAGAGACCUGGACGAUAUGAAGAGUUCUCUGGUCAACGAGUCCGAGUCCAGCUCCGACUCUGAGGCUGACAGACGUCCCAGAACCAAUCCUGAUCUGCAGAGCCGGGCCAGACACAAUCACCUGUUCGAAGAAGCUCUGAGGAGGCAGCAGGACGGAGGUCUGUUCACGGCGUCUCCGUACGUCGGCUAUCCCUUCUUCAUGAUCCCCGACCUCGGUAACCUCUGCAACCCCUACCUCGCUAACAUGCCCCCCAGUGCUAGGACGUACCUGCCCUUUCAGUGGCCUCUGCUGGACGUCCCAGGUAGAUCCAUGAGAGACUCUGCUACCCCUACACACCUGUCUAACAACGUUCCGGUGGUGCAGCACCCCCACAUGACACACCUCCAUCCGCUGCUGUCCUACAGCCCGGAGGCCUUCUCCCCCCAGAGAGCCUCCCCCGGAUUCUCCCCUGACGCAGGCAUGUCGAGGACUCCCUGCUACCCCGUCUCUCCUGGAGGAAUGGCUCAGAUCCCUCACCCUCUGGGGUGGCUGCAGGGGCAGACCAUGUAUCCCAUCGCAGGAGGAUUCUCUCCUGCAGCGCUGGCCAUGAACGCCUCCAUGUCCGGCCUGGUGUCCGGUAACUUCUCUCCACGCCUGGUGGCCCCCCCUCAGUCCUCUAUCCCCCACCCAGCCAUCAUGCACACCGGGGUGAAGCAGGAGCCCGGAGGCAGCAGCAGCCAGCCGGGGAGGUCGGGUCCUGACGUUCCCCCGGAGAAAGAGGAGGAGAAAAGGCCUCACAUCAAGAAGCCUCUGAACGCCUUCAUGCUGUACAUGAGGGAGGAGAGGCCCAAAGUGGUGGCUCAGUGCAAAGUGAAGGAGAGCGCCACCAUCAACCAGAUCCUGGGACAGAGGUGGCAUUCGCUGACCAAAGAGGAACAGGCCAAAUAUUACGAGAUGGCUCGUAAAGAGAGACUGCUGCACUCAAAGCUCUACCCGGGCUGGUCAGCAAGAGACAACUACGGUAAAAAGAAGAAGAGGAAGAGAGCGAAGAGUGAAUCUCAGUUUGACGACCCGGAGGAGGACCCCCCCCUGCAGCUGAAGAGACCCCGAGCGCCUCACGAGGAUCUGCCUCACCCACACACCCUGCUCACACACACCUCUCACACACACCCCCGCCCUCCCCUCACACAGCCGGCGUCCCACCUGACGCACACUCACCUGUCGCAGGCAAGCCCCGCGUCCUCGCUAGACUCCCCGGCCACGCCCACCACCUCCCUCGCUUCCCCCGCCGCCCCUGCCCCCACACACACCGAGCACACACACUCCUCUCACACACACUCCUACACACACUCCUGCAGCACGUCGCCAUACGCCGAGCAGCUGCAGCCGCUGUCACUCACCACCAGACCCCCCAGGCCCCGCCUCCUACCUCCACCGACCAAUCAGAUGCGAGCUUCGCCCUCAGGACAACCAAUCAGCUGCGAGGAGCCGAGAAUCAAAUAAGAAUCCUAAAACAGACACUUUUCUUUUUAUACCGAUGUACAUACGUCUCUUUUUUUUACCUUUUUAUCACCUUUUGUAUUAGUAUGAAAAUAAUUGGUCAAUAUUUGACCGCAUCUCUUUUUGUCACUAUUUUCUCAAAGCGAUUGUAGUUGAAGCGAGGUGUCGCUCCGGGGUUUGUUUGUUUAAAAAUGAGUUUUUCACCUGGUAGUAAACGAGUGUAAAUCUGUUCUCUGGUUCCCAUGUCAAUAAAUAUUCACUGAGUUCA
This is a messenger RNA of Eleginops maclovinus (Patagonian blennie), 3328 nucleotides long. RefSeq names its product transcription factor 7-like 1-A. The record is from RefSeq and is a predicted model, not a curated record. Gene Ontology annotation, cellular component: chromatin; beta-catenin-TCF complex; catenin-TCF7L2 complex. Gene Ontology annotation, molecular function: DNA-binding transcription factor activity, RNA polymerase II-specific; RNA polymerase II cis-regulatory region sequence-specific DNA binding. NCBI's taxonomy places the organism in Eukaryota, Metazoa, Chordata, Actinopteri, Perciformes, Eleginopidae. Gene Ontology annotation, biological process: canonical Wnt signaling pathway; regulation of transcription by RNA polymerase II.